Folsomia candida is the source of this 1906-nucleotide messenger RNA. RefSeq names its product allatotropins. Bases 384 to 785 code for a protein of 133 amino acids. The transcript has 5 exons. The record is from RefSeq and is a predicted model, not a curated record. Lineage: Eukaryota; Metazoa; Arthropoda; Collembola; Entomobryomorpha; Isotomidae.
GAAGACGGGGUACGUCAUUCUGGACGCGAUCGUCGUGGUGAAAGCAUCCUCCUCAGCCAAACCCAUACUCAUUUUCGUUGAAAAAGCUUCUCUACAAACUCUCACAUAUUUUGUGAUUUCAAAUUUUAGAUUUUUCCCACGAAGGCUUCUUUAAAACUACGACGACUUCACCUGCACGAAAUCAAGUACAGCUUUGUCUCGAGUUGUGGAAGGAGUUGGUUUUCAUUGUUCAGCACUUUGACUUACACGUCUAAUCUCACUCAGGAGAUACAUCGGAUCAAGUGGUGACUUGUUGCUGCUUUCUCCCUCUCACUUCGCCCCAUCGCCUUCCUUCCGUUCAUCUCCCUUCUCAAGCCACGAGAGAGUCCACAAUACACAGGAAAAUGUCGAAGACAGUGCAAUACGUAUUAGUCUGCUGGUUGUUGACGCUGGCAGUGGUUGCAUGCUCAACAGCAACUCGGACGGGUUACCCCAGGUCAAACAGGGGGUUCAAAAGCCAAGGACUGUCCACAGCACGAGGUUUCGGGAAACGGGACCCAGGACUCAGUCUGGGUCAAGGCGUUUUCGCGGGCCUCCAACAACCAGGUCAGCAGCAACAAGCCAACGUGGAAGGUCUCCUGUCCCCAAACUUUGACCUCACGCGAGCCAGUUACCCCAACAGCUGGUUGAUAGAAGAGUUGCAGAACAAUCCAGAAGCAGCCAAACUGAUUGUGGACAAAGUGAUUGAUGAGAAUGGUGACGGGGAACUAACGCCGGACGAACUAUUUCGGCGAAUCUAUUUCUAGACACCCCUUGAAAACUUGGUCGUGAAUGAAUUACGAUGUCAUUGCUUGUAUGCCGCCCUCUCAUCUAUCGUAGACGCGUAUAUGCACCAGCAUAUCGUACGUUACUAAUUAGCACUGUGCAUGCAGUAUACAUAUUACAAAAUUACUUUAAAUAAAUCCUAGGAAUAUGCAUACAUACAAAUAUUCUUGGUCACACCACAUCAUUGGUGGCCAUCUAUGUAAACUAAAUACUUAUAAAUCCCGUAUUCUCAACAUUAGAAUAAAUCUUACGCUUCAAGUACGUAGAGAUUUUAGUGGAGAUGUAUUAAGUAGAAUUGUACCAAGGUCAUAUCUCACUUUCCCCACCGUGAAGUUUUAUGUGAACUGAAUAACAAGUAAGUAUUCUUUACGACAGCUUCCUCCACAGCAAAAUGUAUGUCACACAGUUUCAAUUUUCUCCUCUGUCAGAUUCUUAUCUGAUCUUUAUCUCCAAUGCUGCAACUUUCUCAACUACAAGUUCUUAAAUCGUAAAUUCUGUAGAGAUCAGAGGUAUCAGUAGUUAAUUCUGCUGAGGCUGGAUCUUCGACUCGGCAGAUUUGCGAAAUGUUUUAAUAAAUCACGUCCUCUUCUUCCUCAGUCCUUCCCUAUAUUUUUAAACCACGCACUUGUGUGUAGUUAAUUACAAAUGUAAGACUUAAUGAGUAAAUAAUGAGGAUUGAUGUAUUAACAGUAACGAGUAAGUAUAAAAAGCAGAAAAGAACGUCUCAGUUUCCCCACAUUUACAGUUUGGGUGAAUCUAUGUAUCACGCAAAUUACCGACGUUAAUGACACUGAACUUAUAAAAUCCAUCUGCUGCUAUUACAAUAUAUCUCGUAGCCCAGUCGUCACUUUAUCACCUUUAGAAAUAGUGAUCCCUAGAGAGUAAUGAACACCUUUUAAGCAUCGGUUAUGGAUUUUCUGUGGAAUCUCAUCAGUCUCAAUUUGCCUCAAUCUCUCAACCUCAAUUGCUUCUUAUUUCAAAGGAUAUCGUGCAUCAACCCAACAAACGCCGUUCUAAAAAAAGAUUGGUUAUACAAAAAUUGUUAAUAAAUUUGGGGAUAAUUCAGCAUAAAAUAAACUGAUGUCUCCUUUCUCUACAUCGA